Molecule: messenger RNA, 1028 nt
Organism: Maylandia zebra (zebra mbuna)
Lineage: Eukaryota; Metazoa; Chordata; Actinopteri; Cichliformes; Cichlidae
Gene: trh
Product: thyrotropin-releasing hormone
Biological process (GO): positive regulation of gamma-aminobutyric acid secretion; negative regulation of glutamate secretion; eating behavior
Cellular component (GO): extracellular region; secretory granule
Molecular function (GO): thyrotropin-releasing hormone activity
Source: RefSeq, a predicted model, not a curated record
GUUAUCUGCUCAUACCUCUAGACUUGGCCUCUAAGGUCACCAACUGCUGCAAGCGACUGAAAGCAACUAUUAUCACUGCCGGUAGUGCCAGAAACUGGGGAAAGGACAAUAUUUUACCAGACGAAAAACUAAAUUACCAUGAAGUCGACAUGUCUGCUUAUCCUUGCAUCUCUAACGGUCUGCAACUUGAUGGUGUCUGGAGGACAGAGCAUGUCUGCUGAGGAUGAGACUGACCGAAAGACCAUAGACGACAUUAUUUUAGAGAGAGCAGAGACUCUCCUGUUACGGUCCAUUCUCAAAAAGCUGCAGGAUGAAGACGGAAGAAAUGACGGCUAUUACUCUCAGCCAGAAUGGGUGACAAAACGACAGCACCCUGGUAAGAGAUAUAGUGAUGAUUUGGAGAAGCGGCAGCAUCCAGGAAGGAGAGAAGAGGACGAGGAUGAACAGUACUUUGAUGUUCAAAAAAGACAGCACCCGGGCAAGCGCGAAGAUGAAACGCACUCUUUCCUAGAGCUGCAGAAAAGGCAGCACCCGGGAAAGCGCUCCACGGCGGGUCACAGUUCUGACAACCCCAUCCUCCUGCUCAGUGAACUUUCAAAACGGCAACACCCAGGCAAGCGUUACCUGGUGCUGCACAGCAAACGCCAGCACCCAGGUAAGCGUCUUCUAGAGGAUGAGGACGGCGACGGGGAUGCGGACGCGGAUGGAGAAGAAGACCUCGCUGAGAUGGAAAAGCGUCAGCACCCUGGGAAACGGUUUUGGGAUAACUCGAGUCCGGAUUUAGGCACAAACAGUCCGUGUGACGUUUUGGACCCUGCGAGCUGCAGCAAGACCAGCCUGCUGCUCGACUUUUUAGACAACGUUAACAAGGGCCACGGUGAGGAGAAGAGACAACACCCGGGUAAAAGGUUUGCAGUGGAUGGAGAGUAGAUUAGACAGGAGUGCGUAUUUCGCUGUGUUGUAAACAAAUAAAUGUACAAAUUAAAUGACCACAAUGAAUUAUAAAAAAUGAAAAAAAGAUCAUUAAA